Molecule: messenger RNA, 1402 nt
Organism: Oncorhynchus keta (chum salmon)
Lineage: Eukaryota; Metazoa; Chordata; Actinopteri; Salmoniformes; Salmonidae
Product: death-associated protein 1-like
Exons: 4
Coding region: 198-518 (106 amino acids)
Biological process (GO): negative regulation of autophagy; cellular response to amino acid starvation; apoptotic signaling pathway
Molecular function (GO): death domain binding
Source: RefSeq, a predicted model, not a curated record
CACCCUCUCGACGUCAGACUUAACUUGACUUCCCUAUUUGUCUGAUAUUUUCACUGUCGUCAUCACGCACAGUUGCCAAACAAGAAGCCACGUUGACGAACUGGACUGAAGUCGACUGCUGCUGUUUACCCCCAGAAAAGAAAAGGAAUAGCUAUUUAAACGAGUGUUUUCACGCUUCCGACAGACAUUAGUUAGAUAUGUCUUCGCCACCGAAGGAGAAAAUCGAGACCAAAGGAGGACACCUCCCGGCUGUAAAGGCAGGGGGGAUGAGGAUAGUACAGAAGCACCAGGGAGCAGCUCCACCCGAGACCCCUCCCAUCAAAGACGAGGAUGAGGACUUUGUGGAGGAACCUAGCCCACCAAAGCCCACUGUGGUCGUUUCAGGAGUGGUUACAAAGGGUGAUAAGGACUUCACCCCUGCAGCGGCCCAGGUAGCUCACCAGAAGCCCCAGCCAUCUAUCACCAAGAUGCCCCAGAACCAGCACCUCACUCAGCACAUUCACCAGCCCCGCAAGUGAGGCUACCACCAAGCUUACCCUCCCUCCACUAACUCUGCUACAACUGGCCUCGCAAGUAAUCACCACAAACGCAUAUCUACGAUCAGUUUUGUGUUUACCCCGUCCAAUGCUUAAGUAAAGAUUUGAGGAAGGGAAGCUGAUCCUAGAUCUGUGCCUAAGAGAAAGCCAACGCAAUGUGAUCAAUGGACCACAGCAGCCUACCGACCAACCCAACAACCAAUCAUAAGCCAGAGAUGAGCUCAAGUUCCUGCCUUCCCGCCACAACUGUCCUCACAGACCAUAGUAGCCAGAAAGCAGCUUCUUAAGCCUGCAACCCACCAAUGUGCCAGAAAGCAAAGUAAAUGAAACGGUGUGGAACCACAAAGAGAAAUCAACCAAUCAAAGAACUACAGAAACCCAAUCAAGCAUGCACCCAAUCUUCAAAAGUGCUCAGGUUACCAGGGCAACCCUUGUUAAGCAUUCCAUAUGAUUCCAUUUCCUCUUUUGUUCUUAACGCCCUAUGAACUAAGAACCUGUCAUCAUAGAAAAUGAUAGAGGCCUCUCGUUGCCUAAAGGCAGCCUUUGCAUGGGCAGCGAAAUGAAGGCCUUCCACCAUUUUAAUGUAGUCAAUCGAGUGGGACAUCCAACUUCAUAGGCUGAUCCCUCCUGGUGACCCUGUUGGAGUCAUGUCCACAGAUACAACAGUCUCUCUGUGGUUGUCAUAGACCACAAACACACACCAUCCCAUUUAUGCCAGGUGUUGUUCAUGGCAACUAUAAUUUCAGACUUUAUUUUAUCAAGAAGGAUUUUUAGUUUAUAAAGUGUAAAAAAAAAAAAUAGAAAUCCUUAGUCUGUGAAUGGACUUAGGUGUGGUUGUCAUAAUAAAUAAAGAUUCAACUUUAAAA